AUGGGACUGUGCGCAUCGAUGCUGCAGCGUAGGGCGAAGAAGCGGUACCCAGAACCGAGGCGCGGCACGCCGACGGCGCUGUUCGUCGUCAGAGGCGACCGCCGCCGGUCGAAUCCAGAGGCAAUGGUGUUCCAGGUGCAAGACUCUGGUCGGAGACAGCUUCAGAAACCUGCUGCUGGCAUGGCGGAGACCAGAAGGCCCGAGGGAUGCUGGCAGCAAGGCGCGUGCGCGCUGGAGAGGGUGCUCGGCGCACAGAUGCCUCGGCUGCCUUGUGGGGGCACCGGGACCGUCGGCGUUGAGCCGGAUGCAGCGAUGUCCAUGCCCAAGGCAGCGGCAGAGCGAGUCGCGUCGCCGGGGAGGUGUCGGACGCCACCGACGACACAGAUGAUGCAGGCAUCAGGGGCCAUGACGCCUGUGAGGCAUGAGCGGUGUGGGACGCCGACGGCAGCGAUGACGCCGGGGCGGCCGGUGUGGCAGAGGAGGAUACUGAUGGGGGUGCGGUGUGAGCUGCCGCGGUUCAGCGGGCUCAUACUGUACGACGAGCAAGGCCGGCGUCUAAAUAUCGGAACCCCUGGCAGAAGAAACCAUCGCCAGGUAAUGCACGCUGAGUACUCAGACAUUGCUGCAUCUGCAUACAAUUUUUGGGACAGGAAGUAA
Molecule: messenger RNA, 657 nt
Organism: Lolium rigidum
Lineage: Eukaryota; Viridiplantae; Streptophyta; Magnoliopsida; Poales; Poaceae
Exons: 1
Coding region: 1-657 (218 amino acids)
Source: RefSeq, a predicted model, not a curated record